GAAGGUGGAUGGGUUUUAUUAUUGCUGGGAUGGGUGAGCCUGUCUGACCUCUUUUUGUAAAAUUUUCAUUCAAGUUCAACAAAGUGGAACCUGGUUUGAACUUGUGUAGUCAGUGGUUUAAGAAGUAGCGGCAUCAGUUUGCUGAGUGUGGGACUUCUGAAGCUUUCCAAGGAGUAUAUCGUAAACAUUGAAGUCUUUCAGUAUGGCCACUCCCACCUUGUACCAUGCACCCUCAUCGUUCUUCUCACAAAGGGCAAGACUUGCAUUUGAAGAGAAGAAGUUAAAGUACAGGAGUGUAGAAAUUGCCAUCAUGGCACAGGAGCAACUGCAGCCUUGGUACGCACGUAUACACCCCUUAAUGACUGUUCCAGGUCUAGCCUUAGACACCGGAACGCAUUUCAUCGACUCUGAAUCUAUCAUAGGCUAUCUGGAUCAAAUCACCCCAGAAUUGCCUCCAUUGUUCCUUAGUGAAAAGAUGCCUGAGGGUCAGAAAUGCAAUCAUUAUCUUCGCCUGUUCAAGACGAUUCCUAUAGAAUUUAUUACUUUUGGGACUUUCAUGGACAUGCAGUACUCCCAGGGGACUAAGCUGGGAAUGAAGCCUGCUUUCAUUUUAAAGCAAAUUCAUGCCUCGAUAGAGGUUUGCCAACGUUACUCCGAGAAGUAUAAAGACUUAAGGUACGAGUAUCUCAACAAAGCCACCGCCCUCACAACGAGAUUAGAAGUUAUCAAGGAUACCAGUACCCUAAAAGACCACCUCGACCAUGUGGAGAAAAUCCUGACGGAGAUAGAUGAAGAGUUGGGAAAAAAUGCUAAAGAAUGUCAAGAUCUGCAAGAGGACCAGAAACCAUGGUUGUGCGGCGGACACUUUAAUGUCGCAGACAUCUACUUGGCAACUAUUCUUCACCGUCUGUCCUUCGUUGGCUACUCCAAUUUCUGGAGCAACGGAAACCGUCCUCAAAUUGAACAGUAUUAUCAUCGGGUGCUGCAGAGGGACAGCUUCCGUAGAAGCUGCUUGCUCGCCAAUGACACAUUCUGGGCAGUAAAGUGGCCCACAAUGAAGUACAAGUUAAAAUGCCUUCUACCGAAGUUUCUUGGAACAACAGCUGUUGCAUCCGCUGUUAUUGUUGGUGCUUAUAUUUAUUUCAAGAGGCAUUAAAUUAUUUUCAGCUCUUGUUCAGUCAUUCCGAAUUUCUCCUGCAAGGUUUCAAAUUUUGCCAUACUUGUACUUACCAUUUUUAAACUCAUUUAUUUUUAAAUCUUUUAUGUAGAUGCUUUUGGUAUAAAAAGAUCACAUUUGGUAGAAAUUUUUGAAUACUUUCACAUGUAAGUUGUUAAUGUAAUGAUCACUUGGUGAUUUAAUUGGUGUUCAGAACACAAAAGAUUUAAUGCCAGUCGACUGUGAGUAGACUUCUAUUUUAUACUUUUACCGAUUUAGGACUUUUAUAUAAUUACAAACUGCCUGGUGGUGGGAAAAACAUGUAGCUGUUAUUUUGUUCACAAUAUCGAAACAAAUCAUGUUUGUUGAUCUACUGCUCUAGUUUUGAUGAUAUCGAACAAGGUAGCUAAAAUAAUUGUAGAAAAAUUAAAAAGGUUGCCAAAAGAUGGACAUGCCAUCAUUUCAA
Asterias rubens (European starfish) is the source of this 1622-nucleotide messenger RNA. Its product is annotated as ganglioside-induced differentiation-associated protein 1-like. The coding region runs from base 203 to 1156 and encodes 317 amino acids. Gene Ontology annotation, biological process: mitochondrial fusion; mitochondrial fission. Gene Ontology annotation, cellular component: mitochondrial outer membrane. The record is from RefSeq and is a predicted model, not a curated record. Lineage: Eukaryota; Metazoa; Echinodermata; Asteroidea; Forcipulatida; Asteriidae. The transcript has 6 exons.